CUUUAUUAGUCGGAUUAAUUGAUAGUUCCAGUUUGGUUUCUUAAAAUGGGUCGAAUAUGAGGGUUUGUUCGAGCGCGUCCGUCUCUGGCGCCUUAAUCUAGUCCGUUUUAGAUAAAUUGAAUUUAUUGAUUCAAAAAUUCUGUCAAGUUCUACCUACAGAUGCAGAGGAAUUAGAUACACUUAUUGUGGAGUAUACGGAUGCGAUACUUGCAUGGAGGGAUUCGAUAAUACGUAGCCGAGCAGCUAAGCUCCAGAGUGCCUGAGCUUUUCAAGAACUUGUCCAAGAUCGGCUGUCAAGAAUCAUGGACUGUUUUCAUCUGCCUUGUUUUCUGUCAGUCUUACUGGGAGGUAAUGCUAGUCUGAUACCAGAGGAAGGGAGGAAAAAGUUUACCGAGCAAAACCAGGCGGGUGGACGUCGCUCUCCGCAAAACCAUGAACUGCUACGGGAAUUUGAGGCCACUUUACUCAACAUGUUCGGACUGCAACGGCGCCCACAGCCUAGCAAAUCCGCUGUUGUCCCCCAGUACAUGCUGGAUCUGUAUAGACUGCAGUCCGGGGACGAAGUCAUUCACGACAUUAGUUUCGAGUAUCCUGAGAGAUCCACGAGCCGGGCCAACACCGUAAGGAGCUUUCACCAUGAAGAACACUUGGAGCUGAUGCCAGGGCAGAGGGAAGAUUCGCAGCUUCGGUUUGUGUUUAAUAUCAGCGUGGUGCCCGAGAACGAGGUGCUGUCUUCCGCAGAGCUGCGGCUGUACCGGGAACAGAUCGAUAGCGUUUGGAGCCGGGCCGACGGUUUCCAUCGCAUCAACGUGUACGAGAUCAUGAGAGCCCCGAGCGAGACGGGGGAGCUGAUCACCAGACUCUUAGACACCAGGUUGGUUCACCAGAACAGGACACGGUGGGAGAGCUUCGAUGUGAGCCCGGCGGUUCUCAGAUGGACCAUGCAGAAACAGCCCAACCACGGGCUAGCCGUAGAAGUCACCCACUUGAACGGGACUAAAAGCCAGCAUGUCCGGAUCCGCCGAUCACUGCACCAGAGGCACGGCGACUGGUCCCAGCUCCGACCUUUGCUUGUAACGUUCAGCCACGAUGGGAAAGGACACGCUCUAACCCGGAGGGUGAAACGGAGCAGCAAAGGCCAGAGGCGCAAGAAAAACAAAUCGCACUGCAGGAGGCACUCUCUCUAUGUGGAUUUCAGCGAUGUGGGCUGGAACGACUGGAUAGUGGCACCGCCUGGUUACCAAGCUUUUUACUGUCACGGGGACUGCCCGUUCCCACUGGCGGACCAUCUAAACUCGACCAACCACGCCAUCGUGCAGACCCUUGUCAAUUCUGUCAAUGCCAACAUCCCCAAGGCUUGCUGCGUCCCGACGGAACUCAGUCCCAUCUCAAUGCUCUACUUGGACGAGUAUGAUAAAGUUGUUCUGAAAAACUAUCAGGAAAUGGUUGUAGAGGGAUGUGGGUGCCGCUGAGAAAUAACAAGAAUUGUUUUUUUAAAAUAAUGUCUGGACACUAUUCAUAACAGCGUUCACCAUUACAUUAUUUAUGACUUAUGUGCAAAUGUUGACCAUAUGAUCAUAUAUUUUGACAAAAUAUAUUUAUAACUACAUAUAAAAGGAAAAUAAAAAUGAGUCAUAUUUUAAACGUAAAAUAAAUUUCUGUACAACGUCUUUGUUAACUGUAUAUUAGAAUGUAUAUGUUUAAAUUGGAAUAUAGAAAAUUGUUCAUAAAUGUUCAUGAAGUGUACUAUUUAUUAUUUUUCACUUUUUUUCAGUUAAAAUCACAGUGUGGAAGUGUUUGCAGAAUUUACCGAUCUAAGACUGAGUUAAAGGAAACGCUCUGGGCAUUGUCGUCCCUUUAUUGGGAAGCUGAAUUGUGUUUUUUUGAAAGGUUGAACGGAGGCUAGCAUACAUGAAAAAUGUCAACAAACCCGGUUCUUAUGCUAAUAGCUGUGUAUGGGUCUCUUUGGUUCGCUGAGUAACUAUUGGACAGUGAAUAGCUGGGAAGGAGAGGGUGGUCUUGCAAAAGAUGCAGUAAACGGCUGGAUCUCCUUUAGUGUUUGUCUUUCAUGUCCCUGGCAGGAACACCUAGACGCAGAUCAAAUAGCUCCUUACGCCAAACCAGAAGUCAGAUUCCAAUUAACAGUGUACCCUAAACUAACGUUUGUCAAAUUUCUCUCGUGAUUAAACUUUAAUUUGCUGAAAUCCCUUUUUAGUGAGAAUAUAGUUGUCACCAGGGGUUACUGUAUUACGGUUUUCUCGUUUCAUCUGUGCCCUCCUCUUUCCCCAGCCCAUCCCCCUCCAAAAGGAAAAAGGUUUUGCCUUCCAGCAAAUCAUUGUCAAACGAAUGGAAGGAAGGUAGCGGGAGGGUUAGCAGAUGUUAAUCAAGGCUGCAUGCAGCCUUAAUUUUUUGGAGAUGUUGAAAUGCAGACUGCUUAGGCCCAAACUCCAGGAGAAAGCUGCAAGAGUUGCCUCAGCCUGUGCUCCCUGGAGUGUGCAGGUGGAGAAAGCAGAUCAGGCCCGCAGGCAAAAUUCAUCCAUGCUCUGCAAUUUACUCACGGCCCUGUUAGUUUUCAACUGUGGCCAACUUGGAUAAAUCUUUAAAAGGGAUCUGAUGAUUGCAUUCCCUCAGGAAACAUUUGUUUUCGUUCCACAUCAUAUCUCCUAAACUGUAUACCAUGAUGGGGGUGGGGGUAAGCGACUUUCAUGUCUGAAAUAUUUGGGAAUUUAUUCCAGCCCUCAAGUAGUCUGGUCUGCCUUGGGUCGCUCCACACAAGUGACUUUGUUCCUUUUUUAAUGACUAGAAACAGUAUAGAAUUGUAUGUCAAAUUUAUUUCUUUACACUUUUGUCACGUGGCUUCAGAAUUAUACGUCGACUUAAAAAAAACCUAAUGUAACAUUCGCAUUUGCAAUUAUUAUACAUGUUACUGUCGUGUUUAAGAGGAAUUCAAAUGUUAGCCUUUGUUAGACAGAAAUGAGGUAGGAAAGGAUUUAAAUGGCGAGUUGGUUUGGUCAAGUAUACGCUUGCAGUCUGGGACUGAUGUUACACCAAAAUACCACGUGGAGGCAAGACGCCUUUUCCUAUUUCGAAAUCAUCCUGAUUUUUACCUUCAAAGUUUGCCUGUGGUCAGCCCUUGUGUUCUAUCUGUGAAUUAUAAAUAUUUAGUAAACAGAUGGAUCAUUUCUAUUUGGAGAUGAACACCUCUAGAAUAUACGUUCGUAAGGACAAUAACCUUUCUCAUGGCCAGACAGUAAAUUUUACAUUUGGAUUCAAAACCUUGAUUGAAAUCAUUUCGCAGAACUGCUACUGUUGCAGAUGUCCAUUUUGUUUUGUAAUGUUUCUGCCCAGCAUUUUUUUUUUAAAAUGGAGCGAAAUUAUUUUGACUAGAUUUGGAAAAUGAAUGGUUGAGGUAAUUACUUAUUUUUUUGAAAAUUCAGUUCUAUUUUAUAGGAAGGCUUUGAUUCUCAUGUAAUGGUGUCCUUCAAAUUUGGCCCAGUUUCCUUGGUGCCCCGGCUCCAUAUUGAUUCAAUUAUAUCCAUCAUUUUGUCCAAAACAAUCAGAAAACAUCCAGAAGGUGCCGCUUCAUUGAAUGAGAGCAGCAAGAACACCCAGUCUGCCACAGCUGUAGCAGCUGCAGGGCUAGCAACGCCUCCCUAGAUCUCAGCCUCCUGUGAUACUUCCAACACAAGAAAACCUCUCACUCAAACUCAUCGUCUCCCGCUGUCCGUACCGGCAAGGUCCCUCAUUCUUUGUUCGGAACCCGGCCCCCACAUUACAGUGCUUGUGCUUCCAAAAUGACAGCAAAGGAUAUCAAUUCUCCCUUCUGCCCAACAAUCGUUGUACCUGUACUAUCUCUCAGAAAAGGCGAUUGGCCCAAGGCGGGGAUCUGCUGCCUUCUCUUUGACGCCUGCAUAUCAGGCAUAACCAAGCCGAAGAAAGAAUUUCAUUUUGAAGUAGGCAUAAGCCGAAGGGGAGUGCUCUUCAGCUGUUUUGACAGCGCAAUUACACACAUUUCAACUGAUAGGCUUCAUGCAGAUAACAUCGCCCUGCCAUUACAAAAUCUGGAAUGGUAAUUGUCUGCUUGCUCAUUACUCCCAACACUCAAUUCUCUGAGCUACAUGGAAAACAAGUACACAUUUAUUAAAACGCUUCAGGAAAUGAAGCGACAGCCUUCCUGCAUAUGUGCAUACCUCUCUCUAGACUUCUUAGCGCCAUAAGCAAACGUUUGAAGCUAUUUAACUGAUUGUAACAUUACACUUUUGUAUUUCAACUUUAGUCUUUGGUUAAAAUAUAUCUGCACCAGUCUCGUUUUCUUAAAGUCUUGCUUGCAGAACUACGUACACCCAAAUCAAAUCAUUAUUUUGUUAAAUCACUUCACUUUCAAAAUCGCUCCUUUGUUCCAAUCUGUUCCAUUCAACAGGCUCCAACAUGUAGAAAGCUGGUUCAUUUCAAACCUAGUAUAAACUGUCACAGUAGGCUUUUGCGGGAAAAUAUUUGUUUUACUAAACGGUAGAUGCUCAGUUUUGUAUUGCAAGGGCACAUUGAAUACUUUUGGUGUAUGACAGUUAUCACGUAUAAGUAAAUUUGCAUAAUUAAUAAAUUAUAAACAACAAAUCACUUUCGCAUAAUACAAUAAGGAAGUCUUUCUAAAAUUGGAACUUCAUUCAAACACAAACAAGAGCAGCCUUGUAAAACUGCUACAUUUCCAAUAAAGAAUUCAUGAGCUGCAUUUUGGAUUCCCUUCUGGGCUGCCAUGAAACUCAAAGGAAAAUUCAGUCAAAUGUUUUAAUUUGCCGUAUUCUUUAUUAAGUUUGAAUACCACAAAAUAACAAGCUCCUGCUUAAUACAAAAAGGUAUGAUUUGGUUUUGAGUUUAGUUUAAGGAAUAAUGAUAGUGAAGGAGAAAAGGUAUGAAAAUUUUGUACACAAAUUAGAGAUAUGUUUUCUCAAACUUCAUUUGAGAUUUUGCAGAUUUUAAACCUGAGAACUCUGCAUUCAAAUAUCACCAAUUUUACUUAAUUUUUCCUUUAGAUGGAAAGUAUCAUAUUCCCACCAUAAAUUUGUCUUCAAGCUUUUCCAUUUAACAUCAAGUUUUAGAUUUUAUUUCAAAGGUUAGCAAUGUACUUUUAUUAGUGGUUAGACAGCAACUUUCAAGUCAGCAGUUUCCGUGGAUCCUAAAAUAUAAAGUUAGGCCUGGUACAUACAAUGGUGUGAUAUCAAACUAACAGUAAAACUGGCUUUGGAUUAUUGGGGCAUAUUUCAAAACUACCUACAAUAAAUUUAAAUAAUCAGGUGAUCCUGACACCUCAAUCUUGCUGCUCUAACUGUUUGAAAUUUUAACUAUUUUAUGCAGUGUGCCAGAUUUCUCCUGUGCCGAAUUAUUUGGUUUUAGCAAUGUGAUAUCAUACUGCUCGUACAAGUUAUAGAUUGACAGUUACAGUGAAAUGGUAGUACAAGAAUGCAUGUGUAGUCACAAUUAUUCAUGAACAUAUUAUUCUCAUUAUCCGGAAGCAGCUGUCUGCACAGAGGUACAUUGAGAUUGGUUUUCAUUAGCCUUCAGUGUAAAGAUCCCCUCGUUAUGUUUUUACAAAAUUCUCUACCUGAAUUAAUUUGUUAGCACUUUGCUUUUGUGAUAACUUACAAAAUGUUAAGAGAAGAUAAUUUCAAGUGAUAUCUCAUGGAGCAUCGCCAAUGAUACAUACUUUAUAGAUGAAAAAUGAUUAAUACAUUACCUAUAAAAUGUUUACUUUUGUAGUUGCUAUUUAAAAAUUUCUAAUUUGGUCAAUCCAAAUCCACGUGAUUGAUUAUAAAUGCCUGCAAUUAUUUGUUUUGGUAAAAAAAAUGGAUUCGGAAAGUAUGUGUGUGGAUUGAUGACAUGCAUAUUUAUGAGUCAGUAAAUAAAU
Rhincodon typus (whale shark) is the source of this 5902-nucleotide messenger RNA. RefSeq names its product bone morphogenetic protein 4 (gene bmp4). The transcript is spliced from 4 exons. NCBI's taxonomy places the organism in Eukaryota, Metazoa, Chordata, Chondrichthyes, Orectolobiformes, Rhincodontidae. Gene Ontology annotation, biological process: negative regulation of apoptotic process; SMAD protein signal transduction; negative regulation of transcription by RNA polymerase II. Gene Ontology annotation, cellular component: extracellular region. The record is from RefSeq and is a predicted model, not a curated record. Bases 303 to 1472 code for a protein of 389 amino acids. Gene Ontology annotation, molecular function: cytokine activity; growth factor activity; BMP receptor binding.